AUCUUAUAUAUAAUGUAUUAUUAUCAAUUCUUUAACUUUUGUCGUCAUAUCAUUUUAUAUCAAUAUGUCAAAAAGUAGGCUAUUACAAUUGUAGCUACAUACGAAAAUAAAGACUCAAAACGCAAAGCCGAAUGCAAAACAGAAAUAAAAAUAGCGUGCUAUUCCUUAGGAAACUGAGCAAUUAUAACAAUACAACCACAUGCAAGACGAAAUAUCGCACAAAUUACAGUAAAAUGUUUCAAAUACCAUGUGCUGGAGUACUGAGCCAAAGAAACAGAAAUUGUGUUACUUUCCAGAUACUUACGGACUGCACUAUAUGACUGAACUUUGUACGCUAAAAUAGUCUCCCUCAUAUAGAGUAGGACAAAUUCUCUGUGUAUUAUCGACUGCACUUUAGUUUAAUGUGAGUUGCUUGCUCUGGAACUCCUUGAGUUGAUGUUGACCAUGCAGGCGCAAUUACGCAAUUCUCCAGGCAACAAUUUUGACACUGAGGAGGGAUGCCUAAGGCAGCAGAGGCACGAGCUGUGUGCAGGCAUUAGGACUUUCUCAAGGAAGCGCUGAGGGGCAGCUUAUGCGUAAACGGGUAAGCAUAAAAACCUCUUAACAGCGCGCGUCUGUUCCCCCGAGUGAAAGCAAGAGCCGAUUUCACUGCCGGCCAUGUCUGCUCUGUAUCUAAUACUACUGCUCUUUUCUGCUUGUGUGGCAUCCCAGACCCCUGGGAAGUCUCAGAGGAGCAAGAGAGGGCUGCUGGAGCUGGCCGGGGCCAUCAAGUGCAGCACGAGGAGGUCGCCCCUGUCCUACAUGAUGUACGGCUGCUACUGCGGGCUGGGCGGGCGCGGCUGGCCCCGCGACAGGGCAGACUGGUGCUGCCACAGGCACGACUGCUGCUACGGGAAGGCGGAGUUUGCCGGCUGCCGAACCAUGACGGACAGGUACGACUGGACGUGCGAGGACCGGGUCCCAGACUGCGAUUCCCUGAAGGACAAGUGUGAACGAAUUCUUUGCAAAUGUGACAGGGAAGCAGCGAAAUGCUUGAGGAAGGCGCCGUUCAUCCGGAGGUACUCUGUCUGGCCCGACUUCCUCUGCGGCAGUGAAUACCCAACGUGCAGCUAUUACUGAUUCAAUAAAGCCACGCUUUUUGGGCCACAAA
Anguilla rostrata (American eel) is the source of this 1150-nucleotide messenger RNA. RefSeq names its product phospholipase A2-like. Lineage: Eukaryota; Metazoa; Chordata; Actinopteri; Anguilliformes; Anguillidae. The transcript is spliced from 4 exons. Gene Ontology annotation, molecular function: phospholipid binding; calcium ion binding. The record is from RefSeq and is a predicted model, not a curated record. Bases 658 to 1119 code for a protein of 153 amino acids. Gene Ontology annotation, biological process: arachidonate secretion; phospholipid metabolic process; lipid catabolic process.